AUGUCCCUUUCACCCCAGAAGGACCAGACGGACUUCAGUGUGAGCAUGGCUGUGACUUUGGAAGACGCUCCGUGGUUGGGCUGGAUUCUGGUGAAAGCGUUGAUGAGAUUUGCCUUUAUGGUCGCCAACAACGUGUUUGCUCUUCCAUCCUACGUCUUCUAUGUGAUUAUACUUCAGCCUCUUCGCGUGCUGGACAGUAAGCUGUUCUGGUAUAUUGAAGGAAUCAUGUAUAAAUGGCUCAUAGGAAUCGUGGCUUCUUGGGGAUGGUAUGCAGGCUAUACAGUGAUGGAAUGGGGGGAAGACAUUAAAGCGAUUUCAAAGGAUGAGGCAGUAAUGCUGGUGAAUCAUCAAGCAACAGGUGAUGUGUGCACUCUGAUGAUGUGUUUACAAGACAAAGGCCUGGUGGUUGUUCAAAUGAUGUGGUUGAUGGAUCAUAUUUUUAAGUAUACAAAUUUUGGAAUUGUUUCUCUAAUUCAUGGAGACUUCUUUAUAAGACAGGGAAAGUCUCACCGUGACCACCAGCUGCAGCUUCUCAAGAAGCACCUAGAAAACAAUUACAGGAGCCGAGAUCGAAAGUGGAUUGUUUUGUUUCCAGAAGGGGGCUUCCUCAGGAAGAGGAGAGAGACGAGUCAGGCAUUUGCCAAGAAAAAUAACUUGCCAUAUCUUACACACGUCACCCUGCCAAGGAUUGGGGCCACAAAAAUUAUUCUGAGUACACUUGUAGAACGGCAGGAAAAUGGAAUUCCAGCAGGAGGGGAUGCUAAACAACCAGACAGCAAACCAAAAGGCCUCCAGUGGGUGAUAGAUGCUACUAUUGCUUAUCCCAAAGCGGAACCGUUAGAUAUUCAAACCUGGAUCCUUGGCUACAGGAAACCAACAGUCACACAUGUACAUUACAGGAUCUUUCCAAUUAAAGAUGUGCCCCUGGAGACCGAGGAUGACCUUGCCAAUUGGCUCUAUCAACGGUUCAUUGAAAAAGAAGACCUCUUAUCACAUUUUUAUAAAACAGGAGCUUUUCCACCUCUCAAGGGCCAUAAGGAAGCUGUUUCCAGGGACAUGACCCUCAGCAAUAUGAGGCUAUUUCUCUCACACUCUUUCGCAUUUUUGUCAGGCUAUAUGUGGUACAAUGUCAUUCAAUAUUUUUACCAUUGCCUGUUUUAGAAAUUGACUCACCAAGGUCACCAUAGGAGUUCAGACUUUCAUAAAUGUACGUUAUUUUUCAUGUGCAAAUCAGAUUAUAUAUAUAUAUAUAUAUAUAAGGCAGAGGAAAUGAAUGGAUGGAUGAAUAUUUAUCCCCCUUGGGGAUAUUUUAAAACUCUACUAAAAUGAGCAUCAGUACUAUAAUGAUCUGCUAAUCUAUUUUAAGAAUUUCCAUGUUUUAAAAAGAUGUACUCUACCACACUUUUAAGCAAACAUCACAUAUGGAGAAAAGGAUGCCAUAAAAUCAUCCGAGAACACUGAGGAAUUCGGUUGCCACCAGAGAUACCUGAGAAUUUCGUUUAAGCCUGGAAAGUUGUAUCUGUUGCUCUUAGCAAAUAGUUUCUCUCUCAGCAGUGCUCCAGGCCCCUCAGUCCCCCAGUUCCCGCCCGGCUCCUGGCCACCUCUCAGGGAGCUGGUUAGCUGAAGCACUGUCUCCCUGUCACAUGAGGUCACCAAUGCAGAUCCUCAAGCAUCUUCCGUCGGGGCGGGGACAUGUUCCAGGACUAAAAUGCGUCUUUGAAGCCCUGCCCAGGCUAGUUCAGUCCAGCACCAUGUUUACAUGCGCUAGUGCUGUCCCCCAGACGCAGGGCCACAAGAUUCCUCUUGUUGUGUAGAAGUCAGACCAUAGAUUGAGAACUGUCUUUUCCAAAAUGCACUUUUAUAAGACGUGAAUAUUGUGACCAUCCGUACAUAGCCUAGCCUGAAAAGAAGUGCGUACAUCGUCAGGAUUCUUGGGGGAGGCUCUUUGGUCCCUUGUGUUUGCCUGCGUGCUGGCCUGCUGGCUGCCCAGUGCCCUGCCUGGGGCGCCUGCCCUUGCUGAGGCGGGAGUGCUAGCCUCAGCUCGGCGUUGGCUUUUGUUUUGUUCUCCACUUUGGCACACUAGCACCAAAUGCACUUGGGGAAAGUUGAAACAAAUUAAUGCCAAACACCUGAAGGGUCACUUUGCUGGGACACUGGCUAGUUUAUUUGCGGCGUGGGCAACUGGGGCCAGACAGUGACUUAAAAUGGCCACCAGUUGUCACCUGGCAGCCUGGAACCUGUGUGGACAGUGCUCUGCGGUUUCAGCAUCGCCCUGGAGGAGCUGCCGCCGGCCGGCCAGAAGACGGACCAGCACAACACUGAGAGCUUCUCAAGAGGAUAAAGUUGGUUAAUAUUUCUAGAAACUAGGACUGUUCUGUAUCUGUCACUGUGUUGAUGUGAUUUACCUCAUGGGCAAACCAAACUCUUCUCAUGAAGCAGUGGCAUUUCCUGGGCCCCUAACCCACGGCCCAGUGCUGAGGUAGAGUAGGCUCCUCCACGUGGGAUGCUGAGACUAUUAAGAUCCCAGCAUGCCAGUGGUAGUUUCCUGGGAGACGAGCAUUGUAGUCAGUCCCCUGUUGUCUCGAAUCACACAAGUAACAAUUUUGAGACGUAGACGAUAAAAUAAAAACAAAGGCUGAUGUUUUCCAUUUUUGAAUAAGCCAAAAACAAACUGAGAAGAUGUGACUUUUCCCCAGUUGUGUGGGAAAGGUAAAGCAACACCAAAUAAAUGCCCCCAGCAGCUGUCGGUCAAGAUAACUCCCUGCGCGUGUGAAAGCAAAUGGUGUGUUCACCGGAAUACCUCACACUGAAUAGUGUACUGCUACUGGUACAGUGCGGGUGACAGUGCUCAUGUGCUUGCUUUGGUCAUGUCGGUUGUUGGUGCCAUUAGGGGUGGGGAGGGGCGGGGAUCUAGGUAUUUCAUUGUGCGCCCAACAGAGGGACAGUUGUACACAGGAAACCAGCCUCACUUGUGCAGUAUGGCUGAGGGUGAUAAGAAGCCUAAUAGAAACCUAAAAGAUGCUUCUGUUUGCAACUCGGCAAGCACUACUAAUUUGUAAAGUAAAUGGAAAUGGUUCAUUUGAGAGAUUGGUUAGCUGCAGGGGAUCAGUUGCUUGCUGUCAAGUACAGCAUGUAGUGCCCUCCCUCCGAGAUGUUCUCAUCACUGCUAAGGCAAGCCAGAAGGUGGAAUGGCCAGUUCUGCUCUCAGAAAACAAAAACACCCACGUGUACAUAAAUGUGGGUUAGGCCUGCCAUUUCCAUCCCUGCUCCAAAGGCACACGGUAUCAGUGAACAACUGUCUGCACUAAACAAACGUCUGUAAGGUGCUUUGCUUUUCAAGCGCAGUAUCAUUUCAACUGUCUAGGGUGACAAAUACCAAUAGAUGUGUGAUUUAAUUUUUUUAGUGGACCUGUGAGUUGUAAAUAGAUGUGUAUUUGAUCAAAUUCUUUCAGCAACACAUGCUCCCUCUGCUACUUGCAAAAGGUGUGCCUGAGCUCGUUGGUACUGGUUUCCUUCUCAGUCCCUGGAGUUGGGCUUGCACUAGGGACAGAGUAGUGUUCUUCCAUGGUAGUCUGAGGAAGCAGCAGUCCUCCACUGUACAGAAUGGAAUAAAAAUUCCCAGUGCGUGCAUUCUUUGGGAAGAGACAGGAAAGGAGGUUUAAAGGAAGACACAUUUCAUCAAAGGGGAAAGGAAUCCAAACUAUGCCAGGCCUACACCACCCCACCCCCACCCCCACCAGGCCCCGUGGCUUGUGGACUCUCAGCACUUCUCAGGCCUGGCUGCUCUGCCUCGCCCUAGGAGAGGCUUGUGAACCCGGGCUGAGUCCGUGACGGGGCCUCCGCUUGGCUGCAGCAGGUCCAGUGACUACAGAAGGGACAGCCCAGCAGUUCGCCCUCGGCUUCGUUGGUGUUAAAUAGGCACAUGUUGUGGAGAGGCCUGUACACUAAUGAAAGAAAAUUAGAGGUGAAAACACUGUUUGGGGUGGGCAUAUACAUUGAUUGAAAAUCUAAGCCACAGAUUUCUUAAUAAGAUAGCUUCGAACUCAGAUGUCACAGUAUGAAGGUGUUUUCAAUAUUACAACCAACCCUUCAUUUUCCAUAGUAAAGGUACUAGGAUUAAAGAAUCCAGUAAUUAUAAGGAAACCAAAAAUACCAUUUUAUUUAUAUCUUUGAAUUUCUACUCUCAUAAAAGAACAUUUUUUUCUCUCUCUAGGGCUACUUGUUUUUUCGUUUUUGUUUUUGAAUGGUAUGCGUUGCAUUAUACGUUCUCUUGCCUGUGUAUUUAUGACUGUGAAUGAGUUGGGAAUGUGAAAUGACUAGGAAAGGACAGGUAUGAGGCAGAGGAGCCCCCAGUCCAAGCCUGCAUCAUCCGCACGCUGGACAGAGUGAUGGCACUGAAAUUGUUCUCAAGCUGUCUUAGGAAACCGUCACUCACCAAACUAUAAGCCUCCGCACAUACUCCGGAACACCACCGUCACGUGGCGGGACUUGAUGCUGAGAAUGCCGCUUCAGUCUUUGCUCACGUCACUCACUCCUUGUGCAUCUGUAACGCUUUUUGACAAUCAUUUUCUAACUGGUUCUUCGAACCAGUUGGACAUGGUUAGAAUCACAGGAAGUUGUCCUCAAUCAUGGGUGGAAUCAGAAUUCCUUUUUUAGAAAAUAUUUUAUUUGCACAGCAAAAUAGGAAGAGUUCAUUUUCUUCGUUUUUCGUUCAAAAUAAUUACACAGGAUUUCCUUGGGAGCUACACCAUGAGUGUGUCCAGCUCUGGUUCACAAAGGACGGGGAGAAAUGGCUUGUCUUAAGAUUACUGCUCUUCGUAGCUUGCCACGUGGUGUUGGAAACCACACAGUCGAAAGCAGCACGGGAGCAGUUACACCGGUUAGUUUGUGAGGCUGGAGACAAACCUCGUGCCGGGGACCAAACCACCUCGGGUGCCAGUCGAGAUCACCAACGGGCUGGGUGUGUGCUGGAGCAGUCAUGGCUGGUGCUUGAUUCUGAUCACUGUGCCCCGAUCCCUGGCCAUUAGGAACUGGGGCCUGGCCACUAGCUGAGGAGGCUGAACCGUUGGGGGAUGGUGACUGUAGCCACUUCAAAGAUCAAAUAGAAGUUUUCUGCAAAAUUUCCACUUGAGGGUUUUUACAUGCGCUAUUUUUUUAAACACCCCCUCCCCCCAGUGUAUGCACACAUCUUAUUGUUAGUGUGUAAAACUGUUGAACACAUGACUGGUACACAAGUUCUUGACGUGUUAGGAGUCGUGCAUUUACAGCUUCUCUCUGGUUGGGUAAUGACACAGUUACACAUUGAACUGCCAUUGUUUGUGUGGAGUGCUUUUUCUGGCGGUUGUGACAAAGUUGUAUUUAUUUGAUACAAAUGGCUUUCCUUAUGCUGUCGUUUUGACCGCCACGCGCUGCCCUUUUCUUCUCGGUGUCUGCAUGUUGCGAUGUAAGAUGAUCAGAACGAAUGUAAAGGCUGCGGCAACUGUAAGGGCUGGUCAAACGUGGCUCUGGUUAAUGAGUGCAUUUGGAAUUCUCUCAGUAACCAGAUCACCUCCUCAGAAAUUUAAACGUAAACACCAAAAGAAGCAUUUUCUCAACAAAAAUGAAUAGCUGGUUCUAUUUUGUUUUCCUUUUUAAACCUAGAAAAAAUAAAGUUGAUUUUGUUUUGUUUUUCAA
This is a messenger RNA of Echinops telfairi (small Madagascar hedgehog), 5673 nucleotides long. RefSeq names its product lysophosphatidylglycerol acyltransferase 1 (gene LPGAT1). Lineage: Eukaryota; Metazoa; Chordata; Mammalia; Afrosoricida; Tenrecidae. Gene Ontology annotation, cellular component: endomembrane system. The record is from RefSeq and is a predicted model, not a curated record. The transcript is spliced from 7 exons. Bases 1 to 1161 code for a protein of 386 amino acids. Gene Ontology annotation, molecular function: acyltransferase activity.